This is a messenger RNA of Fusarium oxysporum Fo47, 252 nucleotides long. RefSeq lists its product as uncharacterized. The transcript is spliced from 3 exons. The record is from RefSeq and is a predicted model, not a curated record. Lineage: Eukaryota; Fungi; Ascomycota; Sordariomycetes; Hypocreales; Nectriaceae. The annotation marks the transcript as partial.
UAUAAUAAAGUAACCAAGGUCCUACGGUUUAGUUAUAACUUUACUCCAGCAGUGUUAUUUACCUAUAUAUACUAUUAUUUUAUAACCCUACUGCUUUUUAGCCUCUUUAUUAAAUUAUAUAUUAUCUAUUUUAAGGGCUUUCUUAUAUCCUACUUGCAGAUAUAUAUACUAAAGUGUAUACCAUGUUUUAUACUAUACUUUAUGCUGGCCUUCUCUAUUAUGCACCUUACCCUUAUGCCUAGACUGGUAUAA